Molecule: messenger RNA, 1120 nt
Organism: Triticum aestivum (bread wheat)
Lineage: Eukaryota; Viridiplantae; Streptophyta; Magnoliopsida; Poales; Poaceae
Product: non-specific lipid-transfer protein EPAD1
Exons: 5
Coding region: 258-908 (216 amino acids)
Source: RefSeq, a predicted model, not a curated record
UCCCCUGUUCCCUUCCUCCAUCCCCCCUGUUCCCUUCCACCCCACCAACAGCAGGCGCCAGCCCGCCCGCCCGCCGCCACCACGCUCCCCUUGCCCCGAGUCUAUAAGAGGACGCACCGGUUUCCGCAUCGCUCUCCUCCACACCACCCGUUCCAUCAGCCAGCCCAAGCACCAAACCCGCCUCCUCCUCCGCACCGGCGGGGCAGCAGCGACCGGAAGCAGCAGCCCGGUGCGAUCCCUCCAGGGUCACCAGCAGGAUGAGGGCUUUUGCGACCGCAGCUUGGGUGGUGUUGCUGCUCGCGGCGGCGGCGCUCGUCUCUGUCUCCUCGGCAUCCGCUUCGAUCUCGGCCUCCGUGGACCCAUCAGGUUGCAAUGCCACCCAGCUGGCCACCGCUAUUGUCAAGAACUGUGUGGAAGAGUUUGAGCCAACCAAUGCCGCUGCCUGCUGUUCCUCGGUUCUGCCCACAGUGGACAUGGCCGGCUGCCUCUGCUUGGUGGUCGAUGAGCCUCAGCUGGCGCUAUCGGGCACCACCUCCCAGGCCGUGUUCAGUCUUUACCUGAAGUGUGGAGGUAAGAGACGUUCCCAGGACAAGCCGUACGAGGCAUGCGAUGAUUUCUUUGCGACGUCUCCGCCAUCCCUGCCAGCGCCCGCCAGUCCGGCGCCUCCUGCAUCACCAAGGGACAUGUACUACCCUCCAACUCCCGUCAAUGAGGAUUCAAGUUACAAGAUCGAGUUGUCCACAGAUGUUGGCGUUUGGGUGACCGUGAUAGUCUACCUGAUUGUCAUGGGCUUCGCAGUUUACGAGCGUCUGACUCGUGGAGGAAAUGACAACGAGGGUGGGCAAGAGGUGAACAAUGACCAGGAUCCAGAGGGGCAAGGAAACCCUCGGCCGGACGGAGCUGCUUGACGAUCAGCACUUCAUCACCGGGAUAGGAAGACUGAAAUGGGCACGGGAACCUACUGCUCAAUCAAGAUCAUGUCAUGGAGAGGAAGCCUGCCAUAGUUUAUUUUUAUCAGUAGUUGCGCCUUUGAUGAGCAAGGAAUGUAAUGUGCAUUUGCUCUUCUUUGACUCCCCUUUGAUCCGAAUGUUGAACUUUAAAUGUCUUUCGUGGUGAACUA